Molecule: messenger RNA, 1671 nt
Organism: Pipra filicauda (Wire-tailed manakin)
Lineage: Eukaryota; Metazoa; Chordata; Aves; Passeriformes; Pipridae
Product: cytochrome b5
Cellular component (GO): mitochondrial outer membrane; intracellular membrane-bounded organelle
Molecular function (GO): heme binding
Source: RefSeq, a predicted model, not a curated record
CAUCUCGCUCCGCCAAUGAGAAGCCGGCACGGAGGGAGGGGCGGGGCGGCGGCAGCGGCGGGCGGUGAUAGGCCUGCGGUGCGGGCUCGGCUGGUGCGUGAGGGGGGUUUCGGCGAGUUGCUGUUGCGGAGGUGCGGGGACUGCGGUGCGGGACGAGACGGGACGGGACAGGACGGGACAGGACAGGACAGGACAGGACAGGACAUGGUGGGCUCCAGCGAAACCGGCGGCGAGUCGUGGCGGGGCCGCUACUACCGCCUGGAGGAGGUGCAGAAGCACAACAACAGCCAGAGCACCUGGAUCAUCCUGCACCACCGCAUCUACGAUGUCACCAAGUUCCUGGACGAGCACCCAGGAGGUGAAGAGGUCCUCAGGGAGCAAGCUGGAGGAGAUGCUACUGAGAACUUUGAAGAUGUUGGGCAUUCCACAGAUGCAAGGACGAUGUCAGAAUCUUUUAUUAUUGGGGAACUUCAUCCGGAUGAUAGACCGAAGCUUCAGAAACCAACAGAAACUCUUAUCACCACUGUUCAGUCUACUUCCAGUUCGUGGUCCAACUGGGUGAUCCCAGCAAUAGCAGCAAUUAUUGUGGCCCUGAUGUACCGUUCCUACAUGUCAGAGUAAGCGCCUUAUGGAGAACUAAGGCAAGAAGAGAAUACAUUCUCUGGAAGAGAAUAUAAGCAAUCCUAACCCAAUAUGUUUCUGGACGAAAGCCUCGUGUCUGAAAAAAAAUUCAGCUUUUUCAGAAAACUGAAAAAUUCUUUUCUGCUGUGCACUUUUCUUAAUGUUGCCUUCUGAUGUGCUGCUCUGAAGUGAUAAAAAGGCAGCAUUUCUCUUUUUGUAUAACAAUUUUAUUCUCUAAUGAAUUAUUGGAUAACUGUAUUGGUUUCUAUGUUAGAAUAUUGUUUUAUAUGUAACACUGAUUCUGGUUAUUUCUCUUUAAUCUGUAAUGGGGUCCAUAGGACUCUCUUUACAUAUACAUUUUACAGCUUUAAAUGACUACCAAAACUGUGUACAUGUAUUUGUCUAUGUAUACAAAUUAACUUAAAAAAUCAUGUUGUCUUCUUAAAUGUAGUAUGUUUGAAUGAAAUGCAAAUUAAAUGUAAUGAAUAAAACUGAGUGGAGUAGUGGUUAUAGGUGCCUGUAAGCCGUUGGGCCCUACCAGUCAGGCUAUAAUGAGCUGAUUUUUUUACAUUUCUUCUGGCAUCUGCUCUUAUAGUUGUUGUCGAUACUCCUACUAGCAAACUGUUCUGUUUGUAUCCUGUUGAAAAAUUGAGGUGAAAUGUGAAACUCAAUGUUUGGCCCAAUUAUGUCUGUCUCACUUACGUGAAAAAUAUAUAUUUUUUUCGAAAAAGGCAGAAAAAAGUAACUGCUACUAAAUAGUACUACUCCUGCCAAACACUCAGGUGACUGUAAAAUUUGUUCUGGGACUUUCAGGCUUUGGUAAAAUCUUUAACUUUGUCAUGUACAUUGUGAGCGGGGAAAAAAAUGAUAGAUGAAAUCUAUUUCUGACUCUUCUGUGAUGUGCUCCUUGGUGUUUUACUCCAAAGAGAUGACUAUUUUCAGCCCUCAAUAUACAAGAUAACUGAAAGUUUGCAUUUUGUGGUGAACAUUUUUAGUCAUGUGUAAAUGAUCAUGAAUAAAAGUUUAACUACUUACACCUGCUGGCUCAAA